Molecule: messenger RNA, 827 nt
Organism: Bactrocera latifrons
Lineage: Eukaryota; Metazoa; Arthropoda; Insecta; Diptera; Tephritidae
Product: putative nuclease HARBI1
Exons: 4
Coding region: 345-827 (160 amino acids)
Source: RefSeq, a predicted model, not a curated record
CCUAACACGGUGUAUGUAUCCAGUUCAAUUAUAACGCAUAAUAAGAAGUUUUUGUUCAAUGUACACGUAUUUGUAGAUUCGUUGCGAAUUUCCGCUUAAACAAGGACGCAUUUAUGUAUGUGCUGGAUAAAAUCAAAGACAAWUUUCAUUGUCGGAUGUCGUCUUCCAUAACGCCGAUGCUAAAAUUGUGUGCCGCGCUAAGAUUUUUUGCACAUGGCAGUUACGAACAAGCUAUCGGAAAUGAAUUUUAGUUGGGACUUGUUCAGCCAACAGUUUCCCUUAUUUUAAAAGAGAUUAUACCCAUUUUGGAAAAUGAAAUUUGUCGUACCSAUAUAAGCGUAGAUAUGAGUGAAGAAGAAAAGCAGCAGGCAAGGAGCAAGUUUUAUUCAAGAUCRGGAAUACCAAAUGUAAUACUCUGCAUCGAUGGAACCCAUAUUGCGAUUUAUGCGUCUACYACAAACAAACACCUCUAUCUAAACAGAAAAGGAUUUUUUAGCAUAAAUACAAUAAUUGCUUGUGAUCAUGAUAUGAAUAUCCGUUUUAUGGAUGCUAGUAAUGGUGGUUCUACACACGAUUCGUUCGUAUGGAACAAUAGUUCUUUAAAGGCAUGUUCAGAGGCAGCGCAUCAAAACGGAGAUCAGAACUCUAUUUAUUUAGGUGACUCCGGAUAUCCACUAAGCCCUUAUUUAUUAACACCUUUCCGUCGUGCAGAAUCUGGAACUAGGGAGUCAAUUUUUAAUAAGAAGCACGCGAAAGCGAGAAAUGUUGUUCAACGUACGAUUGGAAGGUGGGGAGUGUCCGCUACGAUACGGCACUCCUCGUCGUAA